AUGGAUAGUCCCCCAAAGCUUACCGGAGAGACCCUCAUCGUCCACCACAUCCCCCUGGUGCACUGCCAAGUCCCAGACAGGCAGUGCUGCGGGGGGGCCAGCGGCGGGAGCGGGAGCACAAGACCCAACCCCUUCUGCCCACCUGAGCUGGGCAUCGCCCAGCCGGAACCAGACCGGGGACAGGCGGACUCCCUGCUGUACAGCAGCCUGCACGCUGCUCCGGGGGGGUCCGCGCGGCCCGAGGACAGCAGCGCCAAGAGCAGGGGUCGGGAUGGGAGAGGCCCCGGGGCCCCUAAACGGCACAACCCCUUCCUGCUGCAGGGGGGCGCGGCUGAGCGGGGACUCGGCGACUUGUAUGAUGACAGCAUCGGUGACGGCGCCACCCAGCAGUCCUUCCACCUGCACGGAGCCGGCCAGCCCACCUUCCAGCUGUCCUCUUUCCAGCUGCCACCGCCCGGUCCCGCGCCCGGCAGGCCGUGGGGGGCAGCCCAGAGCCGGGCUGGCGUGGUGGAGGGGCAGGAGCGGGAGCCGGUGCCGGCCCUGGGUCCCCAGCAGCGCCGGCCGGAGCCGGACGCAGAGACCAUGGAGCUGGACGAGUGCGGGGGCCCCGGCGGGAGCGGCAGCGGAGGGGCAGCCAGCGACACCUCCGGCUUCUCCUUCGAGCAGGAGUGGAAGCUCAGCUCAGACGAGUCCCCGAGGAACCCGGGGUGCCCGGGCUCCGGGCCCCGGCACUGCCGCUGCAGCAGCACGUCCAGCCAGUCCGAGGCGGCCGACCAGUCCAUGGGCUACGUGAGCGACUCCUCCUGCAGCAGCUCGGACGGCGCGCUGGUCACCUUCAGCGCCCUCUACAGCAAGGCGCACGGCCACCCCCACGCCAGCCUCAACUCCGCCCCGCAGUCCUGCAGCGACUCCUCCUUCUGCAGCCACUCGGACCCCGGCGCCUUCUACCUGGACCUGCAGCCCUCCCCGGCCGAGUCUAAGAUGUCCUGCGAGUCCCACCGCCCUGACAGCGGGGGCAGGGAGGGGAGCUGCGGCUGUCCUCACGCCUCCUCCCCCGAGCUCGACGCCAACUGCAACUCCUACCGCCCACACUCUGAGCCCUGCCCCGCCGCGGCCGACCUCACAGCCUGCUUCCAGAGCCAGGCCCGCCUGGUGGUGGCCACGCAGAAUUACUACAAACUCGUCACCUGCGACCUGUCCUCCCAGUCGUCCCCGAGCCCCGCCGGCUCUUCCAUCACCAGCUGCUCGGAGGAACACACCAAGAUAAGCCCCGUGCCCAGCUCUGCCCCGGACCCUGGCCCCAGCCAGCCCUCCGAGUAUUAUCUGUUCCAGAGGCCAGACGCCCAGCCAGAGGAGCCAGCGAGGCCCAUGGAAGCGGAGGGCCCCGCGGGCCCCUCGGUGAUGGAGGGGCAGGUGUACACCAACACUUCCCCCCCCAACCUGGGCCCCGGGCGCCAGCGCUCUCGGAGCUACGACCGCAGCCUGGAGCGCAGCCCCGCCGCCCGGCUGGGCUCGCUGGAGCGCAUGUUGAGCUGCCCGGUGCGCCUGAGCGAGGGCCCCGCGGCUCUGGCCGGGCCCAGCUCCCCUCCGAAGCGGGUCACCUCCUUCGCGGAGCUCGCCAGGGGCCGGAAGAAAGCCGCAGGCUCCGGGUCCCCCCCCCUCCGGGCGAGCGUCGGGGACUCCUCCCAGGACUUCUCGCCCAUUCUGGAAGCCCAGCAAGACCGGGCGGGCUCGCUGGACGAGGGGACUCACUGUAGCCACAGUCUGCCGCCCAUGCCCACGGGGCCGGGCACGGACUCGGUUGGCUCAGAGCCCUGGUCCGCCCAGGUCUACCAGGGCCCCCAGGCCAGUGAGAUGCCACCUGCCGCCCUCAGAGCUUCUGGGCAAGGCUCCAUGAUGCAGCUGAUGGAUCCAGGCUCUGCCCUCCCAGGGAGCCCAGCCAACAGCCAUGCCCAGAGGGAUGCCAGAGCUAGAGCUGACGGGGGUGGUGCCGAGAGCCGACCCGUCCUCCGCUACAGCAAGGAGCAGAGGCCGACUACGCUGCCCAUCCAGCCCUUCGUGUUCCAGCACCACUUCCCCAAGCAGCUGGCCAAGGCCCGGGCCCUCCACAGCCUUUCCCAGCUCUACAGCCUGUCGGGCUGCAGCCGUGCCCAGCAGCCCGCCCCCCUGGCCGCGCCCGCGGCUCAGGCCCCUGCCGCCGAGCCUCCAGGGGAGCCGCGGGCCUGCGCCGACAGAGGGGCCAGGAGAGCCGGGCCUGCGCCGGAAGCCUCACGCCCGUCACCCCUGGGCAGUUACUCCCCGAUCCCCAGCGCCGCCGGCCCCUUGGGGCUCAGCACCGACUCGUCCGCCUCCGCGUCGUGCUCCCCGCCCCCAGCGCAGGCCGCGGCCUCCGAGGGCUCGCCCCCAUGGAGCCUCUCCCGCCCCGCCGCCCAGCAGCCCCAGAAGGAGGAUCAGAAGAUACCGGCGAGCUUGGCUGAGUACCGGCUCCAUGGGACAGGCAGCUUGCCUCCCCUGGGCUCCUGGAGAUCCGGCCUCGGCCGGGCGGAGAGCCUGGCCCGGGGCGGCGGUGAAGGCUGCAUGGCCGCCAGGCCCAAUAACGCCAACCACCUGUCCCCUCAAGCGCUCAAGUGGCGGGAAUACAGGCGGAAGAACCCGCUAGGGCCACCCGGUUUGUCAGGGAGCCUAGACCGAAGGCCACAGGAAGCGCGGCUAGCCCGAAGGAACCCCAUCUUUGAAUUCCCCGGCUCCCUCAGUGCCGCUGGCCACCUGAACUGCCGGCUGCACGGUCAAAUGGGGAAGCCAUUACCACUGACCUGCCCUGACUUCCAGGAUCCCUUUUCCUUGACGGAAAAGCCUCCGGCUGAGUUCUGUCUGUCCCCAGAUGGCAACUCAGAAGCCAUCUCCAUUGACCUGCUUCAGAAAAAAGGGCUGGUGAAGGCCGUGAACACCGCCGUGGACCUCAUCGUGGCCCAUUUUGGCACGAGCCGGGAUCCUGGGGUGAAGGCGAAGCUGGGGAACAGCUCUGUCAGCCCCAACGUGGGCCACCUGGUCCUGAAGUACCUGUGCCCCGCGGUCCGGGCCGUGCUGGAGGACGGGCUCAAGGCCUUCGUGCUGGACGUCAUCAUCGGGCAACGCAGGAACACGCCGUGGAGCGUGGUCGAGGCUUCUACGCAGCUAGGCCCCUCCACCAAGGUCCUGCACGGCCUCUACGACAAGGUCAGCCAGUUCCCCGAGCUCACCAGCCACACCAUGCGCUUCGACGCCUUCGUCCUCGGCCUGCUCAACAUCCGGUCCCUGGAGUUCUGGUUUAAUCACCUCUAUAACCACGAAGACAUCAUCCAGACCCACUACCAGCCGUGGGGCUUCCUGAGCGCGGCGCACACCGUGUGCCCCGGCCUCCUGGAGGAGCUGCUGCUGCUGCUGCAGCCGCUGGCGCUGCUGCCCUUCAGCCUGGACCUGCUGUUCCAGCACCGGCUGCUGCAGAGCGGGCAGCGGCAGCGGCGGCACAAGGAGCUGCUGCGCGAGUCGCAGGGCCUGCUGCUGUCCGCCCGCUCCACGCUGCAGCUGGCCCGCGCCCGGAGCCGGGGGGGCCCCGGGGACCUGGACGGGGCGGCCCGCGGGAGACGGGUGAAAGGCGUGGGCGCCCCAGAAGGGGGAGAGGAGGAGGAGGAGGAGGAGGAGGAGACGGAAGAGGCGGCGGCGGCGGUGGCGGCGGCUGGGGGCUCGGAGCGCGGCAGGGCCCGGAGCGGGCAGGCCGGCUGGUGGUACCAGCUCAUGCAGAGCUCCCAGGUCUACAUCGACGGCUCCACGGAAGGUUCCCGGUUCCCCCGCGGCGGCGGCAGCAAUAGCUGCAGCGGCGCCGGCAGCGGCAGCGAGAAAAAGAAAGGGGCAGGAGGUGGGGGGCCGCCCCCCCGAGAGGGAGUGGUGGAGGGAGCCGAGGCCUGCCCUGCCCCCGAGGAGACCCUGGGCCGGGACCAGGGCUGGCCCUUCUGGAUGGGGAGCCCCCCUGACUCCGUGCUGGCGGAGCUGAGGCACAGCCGGGAGAGAGAGGGGUCCACAGCGCCCCCAGCAGACAGCGAGGAGGCAGCCUCCGGCCCGCCGGCCGGGGGCAUCAAGUGGGGGCACCUCUUUGGGUCCCGAAAGGCCCAGCGAGAGACCCGGCCCGCGAACAGGCUGCCCUCGGACUGGCUGAGUCUGGACAGGUCCGUGUUCCAACUCGUGGCGCAGACGGUGGGUGCCCGCCGGGAAGCAGAGCCCAAGGAGAGCCUGCAGGAGCCGCCCGCUCCGGCCCCGCCCGCCAAGCCUCCGUGCGAGGUGAAAGCCCUGUGCCACCACCUGGCCACCGGCCCCGGACAGCUGAGCUUCCACAAGGGCGACGUCCUCCGGGUGCUGGGGCCCGCCGGCGGGGACUGGCUGCGCUGCCGCCGCGGCCCCGACACCGGCCUGGUGCCUCUGGCCUACGUGACCUUGACCCCAACUCCAAGUCCAACUCCUGGAAACAGCCAACACUGA
This is a messenger RNA of Pipistrellus nathusii (Nathusius's pipistrelle), 4512 nucleotides long. The record is from the annotation of a GenBank genome assembly. Lineage: Eukaryota; Metazoa; Chordata; Mammalia; Chiroptera; Vespertilionidae.